CUCUGAAAAUAUCACGAAGAUAUCGCGUGGUGAGACAGUGAAAGGGUCAAUCUUGAGAGAAAGAGAGAAAAAGAGAGAGAGAGAGAGAAAGAGAUAGAGAGACAAAGAGAAAGAAAGAGAGAAAAACUGGUCUGUGCGAGAAAGGCUGCGCUGAAUUCCCCGGCAAAUAGGAUCGAACGAUUAACCGGAUUAAGGUAAGAGCGGAUGGAAUCGGUGGUCGUCGUCGUCGUCGUCGUCGUCGUCGUCGUCGUUAUCGGCGGCGGCGGCGGCGGCGGCGGCGGCGGACCGACCAUCGCGGCAAGCCGGAAGCACCGUUAUACGGCCACCGUUCAUUCACUCCCUUCUACCUCGUUUGAAACUGCCUAGACGCAUCUUCGCCGAGUCUCGGACAAAGUCCGCUCUUCUCGGCAGCGGUCUCUCCUUCGAUCCUUGUUGACCCAUGACGACACGAGACUGCGAAUGCCUGUUCUCUCAACGUCUCUCCAUUGUAAUCCCUCGCGUGAAGUAGUAUCGCCCGUGAUCCUCCCAGAACGCGACUGCGUGUGCCCUCAUCCUGUCGUGUCUUGCGGGCCGAGCGUGAGAAUCGGCCGACGUACGUUCUCGCGACGACGUUCUCCGGCGCGAGGCACAACGUCCACAACAACAACGGGCAUCUCUUCCAGCUUUGCGAGCACUGGCGAUCAAAUCACGACGCGAUCGUGUCUUGGAGACACGAGAGCUUCGCCGCGCUCUAUCGUUGACUAUCGCGAAUUAUACAUUACAGCGAUCCCGAGUAUCACACGUAUCACGUAUCCGGACGCGACACCCGACGCCGCUCGGUAGGAACUGUACCACGUAUCGUUAUAUCACAUACGAUCACAUGUCGGCGAUUAAUAACGAGCUGGCGCGCGCGUCGCGAAGACCUGCCGCGGAGGAUCAGUAGCGCUGGUACCUGGAGUGAAUCGCUCUCACGGUCGAGAGGCGCGCGCGAUCUCUCGCUCGGUCAUUCGACCCUCCGCCACGCGCACUCCGUCGACGCGACGUUCCUCGUCGGCACCGGCGAGCGUGUGGCCUUAGCGGCAGCCGAUCUCGACGGCGAUUGCGUAAGGCGCGGGGUGGAUCGAGGUGCCGGGCGCGUAUCGAUAGUCGUCGACCUUGGCAACGCACGUGGUCGUGUCGGGUACACCUGCCUGCGAAGAGGCUGGUGUUGGUGUUGACGAUGGUGGGGGCGCGGGUGAGGAGGAGGCAUCGUUGCCGAGCGACGGAGGUGUGCGACGCAUAGCGGUGCAAGCGAGGUGCAAAGAAAGCACGACGAGAGCCCACACUAAGGCCGGAAAUAAACCGCGAAUGGCGUUGACCCGUGCAGGCAGCCAGGCAGGCAGGCAGGCAGGCAGGCAGGCAGGCAGGCAGGCAAGUAGCGAGCGGCAACACCAGCUGCCGAGCCGUCGCCGAGGUGCCGUUAACACGAGACGCGUGGACACCUUUAGGACGCAAGUUAUACGCCGCGCGUACGCUGUCAAUCGCGGGCAAAUCACCGUUCGCGCUCUCGGGGAGUCACGCCAACGGAAGCGUGACGGAACGACGACCGAUGCGGACGUUGUACCUCGGCGAUAGAGUGAUAACGAACGACCGGUAAACCGGUAAUCCGACUGUCCGUGGAUUUAACCGAGUUCUCUGCAGUCCGGUUUAUUGAGCCACUUGCACGUACACGCCACUUCAUGAAAAAGUGUCUCCCGAAGUGAGACCGAAGUUCUGCGCGCAAGCAGAGAGAAAGGAAAACAUAAAACCGGGGGACUAACGGAUACUCGAAGAAGGGGCGCAGCACUCACUCGACCGCUUCCCGAGAUAAACGAUCCGCUCGCAGCAACGUCAUGCCCGCCCGCGCACGUAAUUCGCACGUGUCGUUUCUCGCCGUGCACCACGACGCGCGCGCACAGCAGCAGCAGCAGCGGCGGCGGCGGCGGCGGCGGCGGCGGCGACGGCGAAGGGUACAAGGAACGCGACGGAAAAUAGGUCACGUCGAAAUGAGACGAGUGUUUCUCUCUUGUGUGUGUGCGCGCGUUCGCGUCGGAACGGCUCCGGAGAAUUCCCGAUGUAAUCGCGGUAAGCAGCAGCUCGAUAGAUAUGACGCACCAGGUCGAGACUCGACACGAGAGGAAUCAAUGUUCAGGUCCAGGCCACCGCCUGGACGUGCCGUACGCUGCUAUUCCGCUCCGAUCUACCCACUGACAGCAGCGGCGUAUGCGUCGGCUGUCAGCAGCUCCCUUCUCACCCUUCCUCGCGCACGCAGGUCACCCUUUUACGCACUACGCGUUACGCAUUCGCCGUGCACACCGGUACACCACACACCGGUGACCCGAUAUCGCGGGAGCGAGGCGAACGGGCGAGGAUGUAGGCGUGCGUUCCGCGAGAGAAAGACCAACGAGAGACGGCGAGUGCAUCGUAGGUACAUGCGCGUGCACGUAUAUAUGUAUGUAUAUAUAGAGAAAGAGAGAGAAAGAGAGCACGAUUCAGCGCGAGAUUCGCCGAGAAUUGCCGACUGGAUGCUGGCUGGAUGCGAGACUACGGCGAAGCUGCGCGCUGCCGCGCGACGCAGCCUUCCUUCAUGUAUGCACACAAUGGAAGUGAAACGAGGCGCCGUGUCUCUCGACGGCGCCGAUAAAAGGGGUAAUAAGUUCCUCGGCGUUUCUCGACGGCUGACUUUGCUGCCGCUCGAGUGCCGCGAGUCGAUAAAGAGACCUCGUCUUUCUCUCCGGCCUACAACCUGUAUACAAGGUGGCUCAAGGAGAAAUUACCCGGAGAAGGUCUGCCGAGGUACAAUUAAUAGUACAGCGAAGCAAGUGAGAGAGCCAAUGCAAUUGUGCACUUGCCUCGCCGUAUUAGUGAAUCUAAAGAGAAGACUGAGAAAGACUUCAGUAGCGUCUAGUAGCCGUGAAGAAAAACCGGACGGAGAACGUUCGAUUGACGCGGCUCAGGUGCUGGACGUGUGGACGGCGGCGUCGGAGCUGAGAACUAGGUUACUGCGAACCGCUACGCGCCGAGCUCGUAUCCUGAACGUAAAUUACCAGCGGAUCCCUUUUUCCUACCGGGACCAAGAGCGUCGACGCCGGCCAUGCCAUUGGCACGUGCGUUUUCGUUCAUCGACGACUGUUCUUAUCAGCAAACACAAUCGCACGCGGAAAAAAAAGAUACGCAGAAUCAGAAUAUUUAGUUGCAUCACCCUCUAGUCAACUUGUGUGUGAUGGUAAUGUAUUAUGGUAUGGUUAAUACGACUUUUAGGCGUGGUUGCACCAACAUUAUUUUGCCUUUAAGCGAAGUUUAAACAUACAUCUAUCUUUAUCUUUCUUUUUAAAUAAAUAAAGACAGACGUAUAUUUAAGUAUCAUUUAAAACCAAAAUAACGUUGGUGUAACCGAGUUUAGUUACUUUGGUACAGUGAUGUAGUUGUGCAUGAUCUAGUUAUGGCAACCAGAAAUCGGUUGGGGUGACAUUCACUAUGGAAUACAUUUUGAUUGAAGCAACCAGAUAUUGUCACUGUAACUCAGCAAUUGUUCUGUGAUUACAACCACAUAAUUAGUUCUGUACUUUACUAUCGAAUCUUUAAUUGAUACAACUAUUGAUUUAUGUUUAAGCCAACAUAACGGAGAAGAUAUUAUAUUUUUUUAUAUAAAUUCUUUUCAAUUUCAUUCUGUUUUUUAUUGCUUAGGAAUAGACUGUCAGUAAGGUUUGUAUUGUUAAGAAAUACGGUAAAUUUCGCUAGAAAUAUAGCGAAUGUUUUU
Odontomachus brunneus is the source of this 3757-nucleotide messenger RNA. RefSeq lists its product as uncharacterized. The transcript is spliced from 3 exons. The coding region runs from base 1851 to 3206 and encodes 451 amino acids. The record is from RefSeq and is a predicted model, not a curated record. Lineage: Eukaryota; Metazoa; Arthropoda; Insecta; Hymenoptera; Formicidae.